AUGUCAUUUCAGUCACAGAACAUUCAAGUAACUAUAGAAUUUGGACAUCAUGCUACAUUUAGGAAGAAACCAUCAGCAGAAGGAUACACUCAUGACUGGACAGUAUUUGUAAGAGGACCAGAAGGAAGUAAAAUACAGCAUUAUGUGGAAAAAGUGGUAUUUCAAUUGCAUGAAUCAUUUUCUAAACCAAAAAGAGUGGUUAAAGAUCCACCAUAUCAAGUCUCAGAAUCGGGUUAUGCUGGUUUCAACUUACCAAUUGUCAUCUACUUCAGAAGCAAGGAAAAACCCAAGAAACUGUCUUUUGAUUAUGACCUUUUCUUACAUGCUGAUCAAUGCACAAAUCAUGUUCACUAUGAACAACUAACAUUCACCAAUCCAAACGAAGAGUUUCGACAAAAACUGCUAAAGGCUUGUGGAGUAAGUACCUUUGUUAAUGUAUGCACAGCGUGA
Molecule: messenger RNA, 450 nt
Organism: Lottia gigantea (owl limpet)
Lineage: Eukaryota; Metazoa; Mollusca; Gastropoda; Lottiidae
Exons: 2
Coding region: 1-450 (149 amino acids)
Biological process (GO): regulation of DNA-templated transcription
Cellular component (GO): super elongation complex
Source: RefSeq, a predicted model, not a curated record